UAAUAUUAAGCAUUAAAGCGAAAUGAUUUCUGAAACUGAAAGACAAACCAAAUCCACGACUUUCAUCAUUCCAGUGAACCUCACAUUCCUGACGAAACCAUCGCCUCCGCGAAACCAACCCAGCUGGGAAACCUCAUUUCCAAACGUCCUCGUUCUCAUCGGAGAUCGGCCUCCGCGAUGGCUUCUUCAUCCGCCGGCAACAACACCGCCGUCCACUCCACUUCAACCCGUUUUCAAUUUUCCCCCGUUGACUCUCCUGCCCGACUCUCUCUCACUCCCGAUCAGUUCGCUCGCUGCUCCGAAGCCCUCUCUUCCUUCAAACAAAAGCUCGAGUCCAACCCACAGCAAAUCACCCAAGAGUUUGCCCACUUGCAGGCCAACCGAAUUCGACCGUCCCAGAUGGCGAAAAGCUGUACGGUCGCUUUAAACAGCGUUAACGUCAGCAAGAACCGCUAUACUGACAUUUUGCCAUUUGACGAUAAUCGGGUUGUUUUAAAUUCGUGUAAGGAUUAUAGACCUUCUGCAAAAGGCUACAUCAAUGCCAGCUUCAUCACGACAUCUUCCUCUGAAAAGGUAUCUCAGUUUAUAGCAACACAAGGUCCUCUGCCUCACACCUACGAGGACUUCUGGGAGAUGAUAAUCCAGUUUCAUUGCCCUGUCAUUGUGAUGCUUACUCGAUUGGUUGACAAUUUUAAGAUGGUAAAAUGCGGAGAUUACUUCCAAGCUGAAGAUGGUCCUAGAGAAUUUGGUAAUAUAUGUAUUGCCACUAAGUGGAUAAAAACUACUGGCAGUUCAUUAGUAUUGCGCAACAUUGAGGUGAAUUACAAAGAGUCAGAAGAUCCACCGAUGUCUGUUUUGCAUAUUCAGUAUCCUGAAUGGCCUGACCAUGGAGUUCCCGAGGACACAUUGACUGUUCGUGAAAUUCUUAAAAGAAUAUAUCUUGUACCACCCAGUCUUGGUCCGAUAGUGGUUCACUGCAGUGCAGGUAUUGGGAGAACUGGGACAUACUGCACAAUUCAUAAUACGAUCCAGAGAAUUCUUGCUGGAGACAUGUCUGCCACGGAUGUUGCUAAUACUGUCUCACUAUUUAGGUCUCAACGAAUUGGAAUGGUUCAAACCAUGGAUCAAUAUGUCUUCUGUUAUGAAGCUAUAGUUGAUGAAUUGGAAGACCUUAUCUCAGAUUUCAAUAACAGUCAAAUCAGCUCAAAGUGCUAGAUCGGUAACUGCUACCUGUGGAUAGAGAAGUCGGAGCUGUGUAGUGUCUUGUUACUUCAUGAAAAUCUCCAGAAAUAUGCGAUUCUGCUGCUGUUACAUGUUCAUUUCCUAGCAAAAGCAAUAACGAUACUGAACAACCAACUCAAUUUGCCUCUGAUGUACGGUUGUUUUUCGAUUGAUGAUGAGGAGAAAAUGUGGGCGAUACAGGAUCAUUCCCUUAUUUUCAAGCUGGGCAAUUUAGGAACCUUACUCAGUUGUGUAGUGCCAAUAAGUUCAUCGUGUUUAAGUGUAACUGUAGGUUCUGUUUUUUUCAGUGUUUCGACUUUUAACAUCUAAUUGUAUUGGUUAGUUUCUCAUUGUUGGAGAUGAUUCUUGUUAAAAGCUGAGUACAUUGACAUGUCUUUCAUUGA
Mangifera indica (mango) is the source of this 1625-nucleotide messenger RNA. Its product is annotated as protein-tyrosine-phosphatase PTP1. The coding region runs from base 178 to 1215 and encodes 345 amino acids. Gene Ontology annotation, biological process: protein dephosphorylation. The transcript has 8 exons. NCBI's taxonomy places the organism in Eukaryota, Viridiplantae, Streptophyta, Magnoliopsida, Sapindales, Anacardiaceae. Gene Ontology annotation, molecular function: protein tyrosine phosphatase activity. The record is from RefSeq and is a predicted model, not a curated record.